Messenger RNA from Drosophila navojoa, 4730 nucleotides. RefSeq names its product ATP-binding cassette sub-family A member 17. Gene Ontology annotation, biological process: lipid transport; transmembrane transport. Lineage: Eukaryota; Metazoa; Arthropoda; Insecta; Diptera; Drosophilidae. Gene Ontology annotation, cellular component: intracellular membrane-bounded organelle; membrane. Gene Ontology annotation, molecular function: ABC-type transporter activity; ATP hydrolysis activity; ATP binding. The record is from RefSeq and is a predicted model, not a curated record.
AUGAUCAUGAUAAUUUCCCAGGAAAUCGUGGAGGAGCGCGAAUUGUCUUAUCACUACGCCCUGCAUCGAGUCACCAGUCGAACGCUUUGGCAGUUCGCUGCGUGGUACUGCAACAGUUUUAUGCUGCAAUUGAUAUCGUGCACCAUAUUCAUCGUGGUGUUAAAGGUGGAGUGGACUGUAAAUACGUCGGUGUUCAAGAAAUGCCCUUGGCCAAUUUUGUUGCUAUUCUUCCUUUGCUAUGUGAUUUCCGUGUCGGCCUUUUCACUGCUCAUGGCGGUCAUCAUUCGCACCACCAAAUUGGUGGUGAUAAUAAUACCAAUUUACUGGAUCAUAGUACCGCUGCCGCUGCUAUCGGGCCAAUCGCUGGACACAUCCAUAUCGAGCGUGGUGCUGGCCAUGACCUCAUAUAUGCUCUGCAAUGUGACAAUGUACCGCGGCCUGAAGCGAAUGCUGAGCCUGGAGAACCACUUGUAUAAUCUGAGUGUCAAGGAAUAUCUCAUAUCCGCGCUGGUUAUCAAGGACAUAACGCUGCUGCAACUAAUUGGAUACUUUUUGGUUCAAACCCUGGUCUAUUUGGUACUGGCUAUUAUAUUGGAGCAGAACAUAGUGCCUUGGGUGUGCAAGUUGAUCCGGUGCUUGCCAUGCCGAAACCAGCUGCGUAGGACUCAACGUUGGAAUCGACGGCGUCGAAUUCAACGUCAAAAGAUGAUGGAACGAGAGAAAGACACCACCGAAAAUGUGUCCGAAACCGUUUCCCAAAUUCUCGAAUAUAAUGAUAAAAGGACCAUCCCCUCCAUGAGGUCACUCCAAGCGCACACAAACGAAUUGCGGCUCAAAAUGCCAGGCCUGCCAGCGGUGCCACCGUUGCCACGAAAAAAGUCAACGUUAACUAUUGCGAGCACCGAUUCGAGUAGCAGCACAAGUGAGUCGAGCGAUCAAAUAGCCCCGACUGAACAAGAUGAAUACGUAAUGGACAAGCAGCUGGUGGUUUGGUUGAGCAACAAUGACAUGAGGAACGAUAGCAGGAAUAGUAGAAGCAGCCAAGGCUCCUACAGAUUGAGUGAGGCACCGAAACAGUUCUCUGAAAAGGCGUACGAGUCUAGCAGCGACUCGGAUCACAGCUACAAGGACACUGACGACGAGGAGGCCGAUCGCAAGGGUCGCGUUGUCAUCGAAUUCAUCAAGGUGUGGAAGAAGUACCACAAAAUCUUUGUGGUGAGCAACUUCUCGCUGCAAGUGCACGAGAAUGAGCUGAUGGUGCUGCUGGGCCACAAUGCUGGCGGCAAAUCGACCAUCUUGAAUAUGAUCUGUGGCCGGACGGUGCCCAGCUCUGGCAGAGUACUGAUCGAGGGCCACAAUGUGGUGAAGCAUCCGGCGCGGGCACUGCAAAAUGUGGGCAUCUCCUACAAGAAUCUCAAAAUCUUCAGCGAAUUCACGUUCACCGAGCAUCUGACCUAUAUCUGUCGUCUGCGCGGCCUGACGAAGCUGCAAGCCCAGAAGGAUAUCGCCGACUAUUUGAAUAUCCUGCAUGCGGAAAAGCUGGCCCAAAUACCCGUUUCCCAGUUGACCGGCGGCCACAGGCGAUUGCUGCAGGUGCUCUGCGCCUUUGCCGGCCGCACCAAAAUCGUCCUGCUCGACCGGCCAAUAGAGGGCGUGGACGCGGAGCAGCGACGUCACUUCUAUGUCUUCAUCAAUCGCGAGCGCAUCAAUCGCACCAUCCUGUUAACCACCAACUCUCCGCAUGUGGCCAGCAAUCUGGGCGAUCGCAUUGCCAUUGUGAUCAGCGGCAAGCUGCACGGCUGCGGCCUAGAGAAGAGUCUGAUCCAUGGCUACAAGCAUGUCUAUCGAGUGGUUUGCUAUUUGGGCGUCAAGUGCAAUUUUCGGCUCUUGAUCAGUUUCUUCGCCCGGCACUUGCCCGAGCUGAAAGUGGAAUCGAAAAUGGGCGAUAUGGCAGUCUUCUCAAUACAAAUGGGAACGAGAGACGAUAUGAAGGCAUUGUAUAAGCUGAUCAAUUUGGUCGACAGCAAGAUGAACGCACUGCACUUGGACAGCUUUGAGCUGAUGACGACAGACUUGGACCAAAUUCUGCUAAAGGCCAUGAAGCACACGCACAUGAGGGGCACCGGGAUGCUGCGGAACACCCUGCCCAAGCUGGCCAAUCGCAUACGUGCCAUCGAGGAGACCAGUCCGAGGACCCGAACGGGCCGUUUCCUGGCCAAUGUACGCAAGAGUUUCGCCCACAUUCAGGUGGUGCUGAGCAGGCGUUUCCUGAUCGACACACGCUGCUGCACAGUGCCGCUGCUGCAGAUCAUGCUGCCGUCGAUAUUCUGCAUCUGGUGCUUCAUCAUGCCGCAUUUGACGACCAACCGCCAGCCGUUGCCAACAACGACAAUUGCAUUGGGCAUGCUGAAGCGAUCGACGAUCUUGUUGAGCCAGCAGGCGAUCACCAAACCGUUGCAGGAGGCGGGCAAGCGUUAUCUGGAGUUUGCGACAGCGGAUCAACUGAUUAUCGACUUGGGCUCGAACGAAGAUCCGCUGAAAUACAUUGCCAAGUAUACGCCCGAGCAUCUGUUCAUAACCGAUCUCAAUUUCGCAUUGGCAGCAAUAUUCCAGGAUCAGGCUGUCGAGGCGCUAUAUAACAACAAUCUAAUGCACUCGGCGCCAGUUAGCCUGAAUCUGGUAAUGAAUGCACUAGCCGUUGGCUUUGUGGACCCAAGCUCCGAGAUAAUUGUUAAAAUGGAGCUCAUGGGUUAUUCGACUCUGCAUACGUUAAUUUUUUCGAAUGAUCUCAACAACGUUGACUGGGUUAUGCCGUUGACAAUGAGCCUAUGCUGCUGUUAUGUUUGGGCCCUGCCGCUACUUGACUUUGGCCUGGCAAACGAUGCGGCCUACAAUCGCCUGGAGCUGAUCAGCGGCAUGCGCUUCACCACCCUAUGCGUUGCGUACUUCAUUUACGGCGUGCUCAUGGUAUUCAUUUCGAUUAUGACACUGAACGGCAUCAUCUUCACAUUUCAUCGCUCUUUGCCAAUGGAUAUGUAUUUCAAUGUCAUGUUCAACUAUACGAUGUUGGUGUCUGGCGCCUGCAUCAUCUCCAUCAAUAUACUGUUCUCGUUUUGGCUAACAGAGCUGAGACUUGGCUAUAUUCUGAUCAUUGCAUUCUAUUCAAUGGGCAUUGUCCUCCAUCUGUCCCACUGCGAAUACGAUCGGUUCGAUAUUAAUGAGAAUACUCACAAGUUGAAUAUGCUUCCAAACUACGCGCUAUUCAAAAACCUAUUGCAUCUCAAUCACCUAAUGGAAUUAGUCGAGCUGUGCAAAGAUGAUGUCACAUACAAGACCAGCGUAUUUGUCGAGCACUGCAAUGCGUUGCCCAACUGCUGUUUGGAUGCUAACAUAAAUAAGGCAUACCUGAACUUAACGCUUUUCACUUUUCUAUCGAUUGUCAUAAUUUGGGGAUUUAUCUAUAUACGCUAUGGCCUAAAGUUAACUAAGCGAAAUCCACCCAGACGUCGUGAUGAUAUAAAAAAGGACAUUGACCCAGACAGCUGCUAUGACCAAAGCAUUAUCCACUUUAGCAACAAAACGGAAUCGGAUAACUCGUGGAUACGUGAGAAGAUACGUGUGCGUACAAUGGAAUGUCCCUUGGUGCACUCGAAGGCGCUGUAUAUUGAGAAUCUGGCCGUAUUCUUUCGCGCCCACGUAGUGCUCAAGCAUAUCAAUAUGCUGGUGGAACGUUACCAAGUCAUGUCCGUGCUCGGUGUGAACGGGUCGGGCAAGACGGUGCUGAUCAAGACGAUACUUGGGGCCAGCCAUCAGAGCGGCGGCAGCAUUAGCAGCUUUGGCAAACAGUCGUAUCAAUCCAAGCAGCACGAGAACUACAAGCUAAUUGGUUAUUGUGCCCAGGACUGUAAGAUCAAGGAGGCGCUGACCGUGAUCGAGUACAUCCAGGCGGUGCUGACCAUACGUGGUCUGAAGCGGGCGCAAGCCUUGGAGGAGACCAUCAACUUGUUGCGCAUCUUCAAUCUCUAUAGCAGUCGCUUCAUUCUGCUGCCCCACUGCAGUCGCGGCGUAUUGAAGCGCAUUCGGCUGGCAAUAUCGCUGAUCGGGUACGCUGGCCUCAUCCUGAUGGACGAGCCGUUCGCCUACUUGGACCUGAGCAGCCAGCUGACCAUCCACAGUCUGAUACACUCGCAGAGCUCACAGGGCCAGGCGGUGCUCUUUACCACCUCCGAUCCGAAGUACUGUGACAUGGCCAGCCGCACGGCUGUGCUCGAUCGGACCAACCUGUGCGUCAUCGGCGAGCGCAACGAGCUGCAGGUGAAGCACUUCAUGGACUUCAUUGUGGUCAAGGCGCGCAUCAAGAUGAGAGCAUUGCGAGCACCAAACUUGGAUAAAGACGACGAUGACCUGACCGAGUUGUACAAGUUUCGCGAUAUUCGCCACAAUCGAAUUUACUUUGAAUUCUGUUCGAUUAUCGAAGCGUAUUUCCCGCACGCCAUCCUCAAAAACACGAACAAUCACAUUGCCUGCUUCUGGCUAUCGAGGAACAUGUACACCAUGUCGAUGGUCAUGGAGACGCUGCAGAACAACAGCGACAUCUUCUUUCCGUUCAAGAUCAGUGCGCCCUGCCUCAAGUCUCUGUUCAUCAACAUUGUGAACAAACCGAGUCAGGAUGUGCAAAUAAUCCAAGACGAAGAUAUCUAGAGUCGAUGCGUAUACAGAAUAGAUAGUGU